AUGCCGGCCAAGAGGAAACUGGUGCCGCCGGCCCUCAACAUCACCCCCACCAUCGCCGAGGGACCCAGCCCCACCGGCAGCGGCGAGGGCGACGGCUCCGAAGCACACCUGGUUGACCUCCAGAAGAAACUGGAAGAACUGGAGCUGGACGAGCAGCAGAAGAAACGGUUGGAAGCUUUCCUCACCCAGAAGGCCAAAGUGGGUGAACUGAAAGACGACGAUUUCGAGAGGAUUUCGGAACUAGGAGCUGGCAACGGCGGGGUGGUCACCAAAGUACAACAUAAACCCUCAGGGCUAAUUAUGGCGCGGAAGCUGAUUCACUUGGAGAUCAAGCCUGCCAUACGAAACCAGAUAAUCCGGGAGCUCCAGGUGCUCCACGAGUGCAACUCUCCGUACAUUGUUGGUUUCUACGGCGCCUUCUACAGCGACGGGGAGAUCAGCAUUUGCAUGGAGCAUAUGGAUGGAGGUUCCUUGGAUCAGGUUUUGAAAGAAGCCAAGAGGAUUCCUGAAGAAAUCUUGGGCAAAGUCAGUAUAGCAGUUCUGCGAGGAUUGGCUUAUUUACGAGAGAAGCACCAAAUUAUGCACCGAGAUGUGAAGCCUUCUAACAUCUUGGUGAAUUCCCGGGGCGAGAUUAAGCUGUGUGAUUUUGGAGUCAGCGGGCAGCUCAUCGACUCCAUGGCCAACUCCUUUGUGGGGACCCGAUCCUACAUGUCUCCGGAGCGUUUACAAGGCACCCACUAUUCCGUUCAGUCGGACAUCUGGAGCAUGGGCCUCUCCCUGGUGGAGCUGUCAAUUGGACGGUAUCCCAUUCCCCCGCCAGACGGCAAGGAGCUGGAAGUGAUUUUUGGCCGCCCCGUGUUCGAUGGGGCCGAAGGGGAACCCCACAGCAUCUCUCCACGGCCCAGGCCACCAGGACGUCCUGUCAGCG
Messenger RNA from Protobothrops mucrosquamatus (brown spotted pit viper), 928 nucleotides. It is a transcript of the gene MAP2K2, whose product is annotated as mitogen-activated protein kinase kinase 2. The annotation marks the transcript as partial. The record is from RefSeq and is a predicted model, not a curated record. Gene Ontology annotation, molecular function: protein kinase activity; ATP binding. The transcript is spliced from 7 exons. Gene Ontology annotation, biological process: protein phosphorylation. NCBI's taxonomy places the organism in Eukaryota, Metazoa, Chordata, Lepidosauria, Squamata, Viperidae.